AUGGCUGAUGCCCUCGUUUCUGUUGUGCUGGAACGCUUAACUUCGGUUCUUGCACAGCAGAUUCAUGAACAUGUUUCUCUGGUUCCGGGUGUUGAAUCAGAAAUUGAAAGUCUCAAAAACACACUCUGCUCCGUCCGAGAUGUUCUUGAAGAUGCCGAGAAGAGACAAGUGAAGGAAAAAUCUGUCCGAGGUUGGUUGGAGAGGCUCAAAGACAUGGCCUACGAAAUGGAGGACGCGCUGGAUGAGUGGAGCAUUGCUAUUCUUCAAUUCCAGAUGGAGGGAGUUGAAAAUGCUUCCACGUCUAAGACGAAGGUAAGCUUCUGUAUGCCCUCCCCUUGCAUCUGUUUCAAGCAAGUUGCUUCUCGUCGUGACAUUGCUUGUAAGAUUAAGGGCAUUAAAAAAAAACUAGAUGAUAUUGAAACGGACAGAAAAAGAUUUACUUUUGUCUCUAGUAGGAGUGAGGAGCGAUCACAGCGAUUUAUAACUACCUCUGCAAUUGAUAUUUCAGAGGUGUACGGUCGGGAUAUGGAUAAAAAAAUCAUAUUAGACCAUUUGUUGGGUAAGAAGUGUGAAGAGAAACCUGGCCUCUACAUCGUCUCCAUAGUUGGGACGGGAGGCAUGGGCAAAACAACUCUUGCUCGACUAGCCUACCACCACCCAGAGGUGGAGACCCAUUUUGAUGAAAGAAUAUGGGUUUGUGUUUCUGAUCCUUUUGACCCAAUCAAAGUUUGUAGGGCUAUUGUUGAAGCCCUCCAAAAAAAGCCUUGUAAUCUCCAUGAUUUGGAAGCUGUACAACAAGAAAUUCAAACAUGUAUUGCCGGACAGAAAUUCCUUCUUGUGCUAGAUGAUGUGUGGACUGAAGACAAUCAAUUAUGGGAACAACUGAAGAACACCCUCCACUGCGGAGCAGCAGGGACAUCCCUUGGGGAGCUGUCUUUGGAGCAAUCUCGGGCAUUAUUCCAUCAAAUAGCUUUCUAUGAAAGGAGUACUUGGGAGAAAGAGGAAGAAUUAAAAGAAAUUGGUGAGAAAAUAGCAGACAAAUGCAAGGGCUUGCCCCUCGCUAUAAAAACUUUAGGGAAUCUCUUGCGCAUAAAAAAUAGCGAGGAAGAAUGGAAGAACGUAUUGAAUAGUGAAGUAUGGCAGCUAGAUGAGUUUGAGAGAGAUAUUUCCCCUGCUUUGUUGUUGAGUUAUUAUGAUCUGCCCCCUGCAAUUCAACGCUGCUUCUCAUUUUGUGCUGUUUUUCCAAAAGACUCGGUUAUUGAGAGAGAUGAGCUGAUCAAGUUGUGGAUGGCACAAAGCUAUCUCAACUCUGAUGUGGUUGGGAGAAAGUACUUCGAAUAUUUAGCUGCUCGGUCUUUCUUCCAAGAUUUUGAAAAAGAUGAUGAUGGUAAUAUAAUAGGUUGUAAGAUGCAUGAUAUAGUGCAUGAUUUUGCUCAAUUUUUGACUCAGAAUGAAUGCUUUAUUGUGGAGGUUGACAACCAACAAAUGCAGAGCAAAGACUUACCCUUCAAAAAGAUUCGUCAUACCACCUUAAUUGUCCGAAAGAGUACCCCCUUGGCUAAGGCAGCAUUCAAUUCAAGAGUUCUUGAAGCCUUAACUAAUUUGUUAGGGCUCAGGACAUUAGAUUUGAGCAGGAAUCAGUUGAUUGAUGAACUUCCUAAGGAGGUAGGAAAAUUGAUACAUUUAAGAUACCUUAAUCUAUCAUUAUGUGAUAGUUUGAGAGAGUUGCCUGAAACAAUUUGUGAUUUAUAUCAUUUGCAAACCUUAAAUAUUCAAGGAUGUUCCCAUCUUCGGAAACUACCACAGGCAAUGAGUAAACUAAUUAAUUUGAGGCAUCUUGAAAAUUCUGAUACUCGUAGACUAAAGGGCUUGCCAAAAGGAAUUGGAAGAUUAAGCUCUCUUCAGACACUGGAUGUUUUCAUUGUGAGUAGUUAUGGCAAUGAUGAAUGCCAAAUAGGAGACCUGAGAAACUUGAACAACCUAAGAGGACGUCUUUCCAUUAAAGGGUUGGAUAAAGUGAACGAUGCAGGGGAGGCAGAAAAAGCAGAAUUGAAGAAUAAGAUCCUCCAACGUUUGGAUUUGGAAUUUGGUAGAAAGGAGGGGACCAAGGGUGUGGCUGAAGCUCUACAACCCCAUCCAAACUUGAUAUCUCUACGUAUAUUCGAUUAUAGUGAAAGAGAGUGGCCCAAUUGGAUGAUGGGUUCAUCAUUAGCUCAACUGAAAUUACUUGAGCUCGAGAAUUGCAUAAGCUGUACAUGUUUGCCUCCUUUGGGGCAACUGCCUGUCCUCGAGGAGCUAGUGAUAUGGAAGAUGUAUAGUGUGAUAUACAUAGGUAGUGAGUUUUUGGGAUCAUCAUCAACAGUAUUCCCAAAGCUGAAGAAAUUGGCUAUUGUCCAUUUGGCUGACUUGAAGCAAUGGGAAAUAAAAGAAAAAGAAGAUAGGUCAAUAAUGCCAUGUCUCAAUCACUUGAUUACGGAAUUCUGCCCACAGCUGGAGGGACUGCCGGACCACGUGCUCCAGAGGACAUCAUUGCAGAAAUUGGACAUUCGAUAUUCUUAUAUUCUGGAACGACGCUAUCAAAAGGAUAUUGGAGUGGAUCGGCACAAAAUAUCUCAUAUCCCAAAAGUCAAAUAUUCACUGGACUGAAUGAAUGGUCAUCAUGCUUCACCUCAUGUCGCUCUUGUUACAGAGAAGCAAGUUCAAAUAAAGAGGAGAAAAUUCCCAACACCUAUGUAUUGUGAAGUUGUCUAUGAAUCAAUUUCAAAUUGAUGAUUUGUAAUUUCUCUUUUUCUUUUCCCCGUUUAUUGGUUUGCCUAUAUAUGUAAGAAUGUGUAAACUUCAACUUUUUUGUUUGGAUUUAUUUCCUACAACAUAAAUGGUUUGCGAAUGAUGGGAACUUGCAUGCAUGCAUGCAUGAUGUUUCUUCUUAUUUGUUUUAAGGACA
Molecule: messenger RNA, 2944 nt
Organism: Vitis riparia (riverbank grape)
Lineage: Eukaryota; Viridiplantae; Streptophyta; Magnoliopsida; Vitales; Vitaceae
Product: disease resistance protein RGA2-like
Exons: 3
Coding region: 1-2646 (881 amino acids)
Biological process (GO): defense response to other organism
Molecular function (GO): protein binding; ADP binding
Source: RefSeq, a predicted model, not a curated record